Paralichthys olivaceus (Japanese flounder) is the source of this 971-nucleotide messenger RNA. Lineage: Eukaryota; Metazoa; Chordata; Actinopteri; Pleuronectiformes; Paralichthyidae. The record is from RefSeq and is a predicted model, not a curated record.
UCAGGCCAGCGAGGGGGCGGCUCUUCGAGGGUCCAGGGUCAUUUCUGCUGAGGACAUCCUGUUCCUGAUGAGGAGAGACAAGAAGAAGGUGGGGAGAUUAUUAAAAUAUCUUCAGUUCAGAGAUUAUAAAUCCAAACUACUCAAAGCUCUAGAGGACGACGACACGCAGCAGGAAACAGUGUUUGGAGAUAAGGGAGGAGCUGCAGGCGGCGUUGCCGGCGGUAACCAGCGGAGGCAGCGAUUGGCCCAGGACUUUCUGGUGUGGAUGGAUCAGACCGGUGAACUCCUGUCACUGGCUGAGAGACAAGAAGUCGACGCCGUCAAACAGGAGAGGAUGGAGCGUCUGGAGCGUCAGACUCGAUCGAUGGACCAGGCCCAGUACUCGGACUUCUGUGAGAGUCGACAGCUCAGCUUUGCAAAGAAAGCCUCAAAGUUUCGGGACUGGCUCGACUGCAGCGGUUUGGAGCUGAAGCCAAACAACAUCGCCAUGGAGAUCGUGUCAUACCUGGCCUAUGAGACGGUUGCCCAGAUCGUGGAUUUGUCUCUGUUGGUAAAACAGGAAAUGGCAGCAAAGACGAAUCCCAUCAGUCAUGUGAUCUCUGCCAGUUAUAUUCACUACAGCACACACACUGAGGUCAAAAAGGAUCCAGACUCACCUGAGGCAACUCCACCCUCCACUCCAGGCUCCUCCCACUCAUCAAAACCCCUCCCACAGGGGAACGGCAGUCUGGACGGCCGAGCGAGACAAAGGAAACGCAAAAAGAGCUGUCCGGCCACAGUGGAACCUCCCAGCGGAGCCAUCCAGCCCUGUCACAUCAGAGAGGCCAUAAGAAGAUACAACUACAAACACACAAGCUCCUACAGGAGGAAUGGGAUGGCGUUCCUCGCCUGCUGAGGAUCAUCAUCAGACACGUUUCUACCUGCACAGAUUAUUUUUGUUCCAUUGCUUCAAUAAAGAGUUUUCAGUUCCA